This is a messenger RNA of Uloborus diversus, 1191 nucleotides long. Its product is annotated as gastrula zinc finger protein XlCGF46.1-like. Bases 1 to 1191 code for a protein of 396 amino acids. The transcript has a single exon. Lineage: Eukaryota; Metazoa; Arthropoda; Arachnida; Araneae; Uloboridae. The record is from RefSeq and is a predicted model, not a curated record.
AUGGCAAAAGUUUUGGAAGAGAUAAAAGAUUCAAAAGUAUUCAUAUGCAAAUACUGCGGCAAGUUCUUCACCGAAAAAACUUCCAUGAAAGAGCAUCUAGAGACGCAUACAGAAGAAAAUCUCUACACCUGCAAGGUUUGUGAAAAAUCUUUUGCUACAAAUGACUCUCUUAAAAAACAUGCUAGAUUUCAUGCGGGAGGAAAGGCACAUGUGUGUGAUACCUGUGGGGAGGCUUUCGUUGCAGUUAGUAAAUUAAGGACGCAUGCUAAAUUACAUAUUAUAGAUAAAGAACUACAUGCUUGUGAAGUAUGCAACAGAACUUUUUAUCGAAAAGUUAGCUUGGACCAACACAUGAAAUCUCACAGAGAACUGCCAUUUGUUUGUGAAUAUUGUAAAAGAUCCUUUGCGGAACUUAGCGACUUGGAACGUCAUAUUGCUACUAACUGUCGAAAAGUUAAGCAUUUUUGUAAAUACUGUGGCUUCGUUUUUGAUCGAAAAGGUGAGUUGCAGAAGCAUGUUGCAAAGCAACAUGCUUAUCCUUGUAAGGACUGUGGUAAAAGCUUUCAAAAAAAAAUUGAUUUCCACCGUCACCUCAUUGCUAACUGUAAAGAAGUAAUCAAUAGUUUACUGCAAUGUGUACACUGCGAUAAGGUUUUUUACCGAACGGACGAAUGGCAAAAGCAUGCUGUGACUCACGAGAAGCUAAAUUACCGUUGUGAAAAAUGUGGCAAAGCUUUUGUUACAACAUCGCAAUUAAAGGUCCAUUCUCUCUCGCACAAAGACAUGCUGUUUUGUUGCGACCUGUGUAAUAAGAUGUUUACCAACAAAGAGAACUAUCAGGACCACGUGAGGUCGCAUUUGCCAACUUGCGACUUUUGCGGUGAAUCUUUUCCGGACGAUGCCGAGUUGACAGCUCAUAUGGAGAGUCACAUUACUUCAUCACGUAUUUGCGCCACGUGCGGGAAAGCCUUUUCGGAAGAUGCGGAUUUGCAAGAGCACGAGAAGAUUCACCAGGACGAUUACGUUUGCAAGGUCUGUUCUAAAACCUUUGUUCGGUUGGAUGAAUUUGAGGAUCAUAACAAAUCGCAUGGUCAAGAAAACCCGUAUACUUGUGAAUGGUGUGGAAUGACCUUUGCUUAUGAAAGGAUUUUACAAAUGCAUUCAAUUGUGCACACUGGGAAGUUGCCCUAA